AUGAACGAUAUUAAUAAGAUUUUGGACAAUUAGGCUAAGCCAAAAAGCCACUUUAAUUAAUAUUCACUUGAUGAAAUUGAAGAUAAAUAUAUGAAAGAUGUUGUUAUAAGUAGUAAACCUAAUUAUGAAUAUGAAGAAAUGUACUUGUGUAAAUUAGAAUAAGGUAAGAAAACAUAUGAGUAAUGUAUAAAAGGAGCUAUACCAAAGAGUAAAUUUGAUAAGAUUCUUGAAAGAAAAGAACCAUUAGAUAAUGAUUUAAAUUAUACCAAAGUAGAAAAGCUAAAAAAAUAAUAUAUUUACGAAUACAUUGAAUCAUAAACUCAUAGCUUUUAAAAAUAGUAAUAAGAUAUUAAAGUAUUUCAGAAAAAGAAUAAAAAAUUGAAUUUCUUUUUUAGUGAUGCAGACACUAUAGAAGAGAUUGGAAUAGAUGCUGCUUAUCAUAAUGUAAUAUAAGAAUAAACUAGUUAAGGUUAGUAAGAUAAUGAGUUAAACGAUCCCUUAGAAUAAAGUUAGAAAUUUAAAUUAAAGGCCAAAGUAGAUGCACAUUCUUAAGGAAAUAAAUUAUUCUUUGUUUAUAAAGACUAGGAAUAUAAAUUAGAAAGAGAGAUUCCUGGAAAUGUUUUUAUAGAAGUUAGAAGAGGAGAUAUGGUUGGAAUAUUUAAAAAAGAUGAUUUUAAUUAUAUUCCUAUUGAUUUAGAACAAUAGUAAUAAGCUUAAUAGUAGUAGGCUAUUAAUAAAAUGUAGAGCAGUAUAUCUAGUAAUAACUAAGUUGUAAUGGAAAGUAAACAUCUAAUUACAGAGUAAUAGGAUGAUCGCUCAGAAAUAUCAACUCGUUCAAAAGCAUAUAGUAUUAGCAGUCACCAUACAAAUCAUUUAUAAUAUAGGAAAAAAAAUCAAUACAAUAAAAAGGUUACUAAUAAUUACUUAAAUGUUACUCCUAAUAAAUAAUUUGGUUCUUCAAAAAAUAUCUCAUACUUGUCUACAGCUUCGUAGAAGCGUUAUUGA
Messenger RNA from Tetrahymena thermophila SB210, 1005 nucleotides. RefSeq lists its product as hypothetical. The transcript has a single exon. NCBI's taxonomy places the organism in Eukaryota, Ciliophora, Oligohymenophorea, Hymenostomatida, Tetrahymenidae. The record is from RefSeq and is a predicted model, not a curated record.